CAGAAAAAGUUAUGUAAUCAGAGAGUCCCUGGAACAGAAAAAAAUCAUACGGGUGCGUGUGGUCUCGGUCACCCGGCGCGAAGCACAAAGGAGAGGGAGCGAGCGAGAUAGAGCGACAUAGAUCUUGCUUUGUCUAUCGAUCACGGGAUAAAAGCCGAGGUGCGCCGUUUCCAUAAACGCAGCCAGCCGACCUGCAGUUCGAACGUAGUUGGACCGCAGUGCGAUAUAUUCGACUUCUGUUGGCUGUUUUUGGCGUCGUCUGGCUGUUCUUCGCUGUUCGUUACAAUGGUCGUCUGCUCGUUAACUCCCGAUGUUCUCGAUCAGCUGCGUGCGAAAUUUUAUGCCGACGAUCGCAACGUAUUAGCGCAGAAUGUUUGUACGAAAACGAAUCCCAUCGAGGCGUGCGCCUCGAGGAAAAUCCUGGAGGAGACCCAUCAUGUUUUCACCCAUAAAAUCGAGACCGAAGGUAAACCAGUGACUAAUCAGAAAAAUUCUGGCAGAUGCUGGCUGUUUGCUAUCUUAAACGUCAUGAGAACCAAUUUCAUGAAACAGCAUAAUUUAGAUGAGUUCGAAUUUAGUCAGGCUUAUUUGUUUUUCUGGGAUAAGGUAGAACGUUGCAAUUAUUUUCUGCAUAACAUUGUAAGCACUGCAAAACGUGGUGAGCCAGUUGAAGGCCGUUUGGUCAAUUUCUUAUUAUCUGAUCCUACUUGUGAUGGUGGACAAUGGGACAUGAUUGUAAAUCUGAUAACCAGACAUGGCGUUGUGCCAAAGACAUGUUUCCCAGAAUCAUAUAGCUGCGAGUCUAGCGUUCGUAUGAACAGUCUGUUAAAGAGUAAGCUGAGAGAAUAUGCCAAAGCUUUACGGGACAUGAUUGAUAACAGCGCGUCCGACGAGGAGUUGAAGACACGAAUAAGUGAGCAGAUGACGGUGAUUUAUCGAAUAAUUGGUAUCUGUUUGGGUGUACCCUCUGAGAAAAUUACAUGGGAGUACUAUGACAAAUUGAAGAGUUACAACUGUGUAGGACCGAUUACACCACUAGAGUUUUAUGAGAACUAUGUGAAACCAUAUUACAAUGUGAAUGAUAAAGUAUGCUUGGUAACCGAUCCUCGACCAGGUAAUCCUUAUGGAAAGUUAUAUACUGUGGAUUGUCUAGGAAAUGUCGUGGGUGGAAAAACUACCCGCUACAAUAAUCAGCCGGUGGAAUUGCUAAUGAAACUAUGUGCCGAAAGUAUCAAAGAUAACGAACCUGUUUGGUUCGGUUGCGAUGUUAACAAAAGAUUAAUAGAUAAGCACGGUAUUCAUGAUAUUAAAGCUUACAAUUUUGAACUGAUGUUUGGCACUGAUAUUCAUAUCGGGCUUUCCAAGGCUGAUAGAUUGCUUUAUGGAGAUUCUAUGAUGGUACACGCAAUGGCUUUUACAGCUGUUUCAAUAGACCGAGAAGGUAAGAUAAAGAAAUUCCGGAUAGAGAAUUCAUGGGGCGAGGAUCACGGACAGAAGGGUUACCAGGUUGUGUCCACUGAAUGGUUCGCCGAUUUCGUCUUUGAAGCAGUCGUAGAUAAAAAAUAUGUACCUGCGGAUGUGAUGGCUGUAUUCAACCAGGAACCCAUCGUUUUACCCGCCUGGGAUCCCAUGGGCACGCUCGCUCAUUGAUGUUAAAGUGAUUUAACUAAAUGGCAAGCCGUUUUACUUUACAGAAGGAAGAUUUCAAGCAUAACACAUGAGAAAUGAAAUAUUUAAAAAUUCUGGGGGCAGUGAUUGUACAAAAUACCAAUAUUUUAUACCUUAUACAAAAGAAUGCAGCAGUAUUGAUAAGUGGCUUUGUCGUUCGUGUGAAUUAUAAGUCCGUUUUUGUUUAUUACAGUAUACGAGGGCAAUGUUUAGUUCAAUCAUCAAGACUGAAUGUAUAAGUUACCAUAUAUGAAAUCACAAAAUAAAUAUUGUUUUACGCGUGCAUAAAAAAAGAACCACAAUUUCUGAUUGUUUAUGCAAUGUGUUAAUUAAAAUUAUGAAGAAUAUUACGUUGCAUUACAUAUUUUAUCUUAGUAAUGUAUCGAUUUUAAACAUAAUCUACCAUUAGACAAUUAAAUGAAAUUGGUUUCAAUACUUGAUUUAACACGCGCAAUAAAUCGCAUCUCAUACAAACAAAAAUAGUGCGAAAGAAAAUUUCCGUCGUAUUGCAUACCUGCGAUUUAAUAAAUUUUUUUGUUAAGUAAGUGCAGCAAUGUACGAUAUAGCAUAGAGACACUCGUAUUUCUGCAUAUUAAUUUUAAAUUCGUACACAUUACAAGAUAAAGCAAUAGA
Pogonomyrmex barbatus (red harvester ant) is the source of this 2301-nucleotide messenger RNA. RefSeq names its product bleomycin hydrolase. The record is from RefSeq and is a predicted model, not a curated record. Lineage: Eukaryota; Metazoa; Arthropoda; Insecta; Hymenoptera; Formicidae. Gene Ontology annotation, cellular component: cytoplasm. Gene Ontology annotation, molecular function: cysteine-type aminopeptidase activity. Gene Ontology annotation, biological process: proteolysis; L-homocysteine catabolic process; response to toxic substance.